AUGGCAAAUCCUGUCUUGCAGAAACUACCUAGACACCCGAAACGGGUCAUUUUACAGCUCCGCGUGGACCAGUUCGAUGAUUGCCUACAAAGCGAUUUCGAAGAGGCCAUUGAGAAAUACCUUGUGGUAUCUGGGCGAUCCAUGAGUGAGCUACGCUUGGGACGACAUUUCAUUCAUAUAGAGCCUUUCCAGAGUGACAAUGUGCCUCAGAAAUACUUCCACAUUGUUCUCGAUCUGGAGCAAAGCCAAGGCCCCGUCGCUUUUUGCACGUUACCACAUGAGCUAUUUCAUAUUCGCCGGGCCGGCAAAGGAAUGCAGCUAUUGAAAACGAACAAUCCACUCAUCGCAGAGAAUCUGUUGAGGAAGAUACGUUCCUAUACUGAUGAGUUAUACCCUUGGGGAAGAACUCGG
This is a messenger RNA of Aspergillus nomiae NRRL 13137, 411 nucleotides long. RefSeq lists its product as uncharacterized. The annotation marks the transcript as partial. The transcript has 2 exons. Lineage: Eukaryota; Fungi; Ascomycota; Eurotiomycetes; Eurotiales; Aspergillaceae. The record is from RefSeq and is a predicted model, not a curated record.